Molecule: messenger RNA, 3375 nt
Organism: Puccinia triticina
Lineage: Eukaryota; Fungi; Basidiomycota; Pucciniomycetes; Pucciniales; Pucciniaceae
Exons: 7
Coding region: 1-3375 (1124 amino acids)
Biological process (GO): nuclear-transcribed mRNA catabolic process, nonsense-mediated decay
Cellular component (GO): cytoplasm
Molecular function (GO): RNA helicase activity; zinc ion binding; DNA binding
Source: RefSeq, a predicted model, not a curated record
AUGGAGAAUUUCUCGCAUCUUCAAGGUGCCAGUGAAUAUAGCUACAACCCAGCCAACGACGACGACGAUGGUCUGUCCCUUGUUUCUGGUAGUACCCGGGCUGCUGGCCACCCAGACCGACACCAGGACGAGGCUGACGGCCAAUCCGCAAUCGAUGAGAUCAACUUCGACGAGCUGAGCCUGCUGGAUGCCAACCCCGAGCCGACUCGGAGCCGCCAUCAAGCCAAUAACUCGUCGGCUUAUGAUCAUCAAUCACAUCCCGAGUCCACCGCCGAGCAGUCCUCGAAAUUCAACCAGGCCGAGGCCGAGGCCGAUUUCGAAGACGUCUUGGACGACCUCAAUCGAGAGUUACCCAGUCAUGCCUGUGCUUACUGCGGAAUCCAUUCCCCCUCGUCGGUUGUCAAGUGUUUGAUAUGCUCCAAAUGGUUCUGCAACUCGCGUGGAGGCCCGGGCGCUCAUUCGACUGGCUCCCACAUCGUCAACCAUCUCGUCAGGGCAAAACACAAGGAGGUCUCCCUUCAUGCUGAUGGCCCGCUGGGGGAGACCACGCCAGAGUGCUACAAUUGCGGAUCCAAGAACGUCUUCACCCUCGGCUUCAUCCCAGCCAAGUCAGACACGGUGGUCGUGCUACUGUGUCGACAGCCAUGUGCCUCGACCCCUUCAUCGAAAAGCGACCUGGUUUGGGAUACUUCCCAAUGGUCCCCGUUGAUCGAGGACCGGCAGUUCCUCUCCUGGCUCGUCAAAGUUCCCGACGAGCAGGAAGUCGUCCGCUCUAAGCCCGUCGGCUUCCGCGAAAUCACCCGGCUCGAGGAAAUGUGGAAGGAGAACGCGACGGCCACCUUGGACGAUCUGGAACGGGACGGCGCCCUCGGCGAGGGCGAGCCUCAGCCGAUCCUCUUGAGAUACGAAGACGCCUACCAGUAUCAAAACAUCUUUGGCCCGCUCGUCAAAAUCGAAAGUGAUUACGAUCGAAAGUUGAAAGAAAGUCUCACUCAGAACGACGUGACAGUCCGAUGGGAUAUGGGUCUCAAUCAGAAAAGGAUUGCAUACUUUUACCUUCCCAAACUUGAAAGCGGGGAAGUCAGGUUGGCCGUGGGCGAUGAGUUACGAUUGCGGUAUGCUGGGGAACUCCAGCAAGCUUGGGAGGGUCCUGGCCAUGUAAUCAAAGUCCCCAACAAUCAAUCUGAUGAAGUAGCGCUCGAGUUGCGACGAAACGAGGGUGUACCACAUCAAUUAACUGUGAACUUUUCGGUCGAUUUUGUUUGGAAAUCAACUUCAUUUGAUCGAAUGCAGAUGGCCAUGAAGACCUUUGCAGUUGAUGAUCAAAGUGUCAGUGGAUAUAUUUAUCGCAAGUUGCUAGGACACGAAGCUACUGUCCCCCAAGUGCUCAGAACGCAGAUGCCCAAGCGGGUGUCGGCUCCCAACCUUCCUGAGCUCAAUCAUUCUCAAGUUAGUGCGGUGAAGAGUGUUUUACAAAAGCCCCUAAGUUUAGUUCAAGGACCGCCUGGGACGGGCAAGACUGUCACCUCAGCUUCGGUGGUUUAUCAUUUGAGCAAGAUGAAUCCCGGUCAAGUGCUAGUCUGUGCUCCCUCUAACGUGGCAGUAGAUCAGUUAACUGAAAAAAUCCACCUGACCGGCCUCAAAGUCGUCAGAGUCCAAGCCAAAUCGCGAGAAGCAAUCGAAAGCUCGGUUCAAUAUCUCACUCUCCAUCAGCAAGUGGCCAACAACGACACCCAUCCCGACCUCCAGAAACUCAUUCAACUCAAAGCUGAACAGGGUGAAUUGAGCAGCACGGACGAGCGGAGAUACAAAUCCCUGACUCGAUUGUGCGAGCGUGAGAUCUUGACCACCGCCGAUGUGAUUCUUUGUACCUGCGUGGGAGCAGGUGAUCCUCGAUUGGCCAAAAUGAAAUUCCGGACGGUCUUGAUUGAUGAAGCAACUCAAGCGACUGAACCAGAAUGCAUGAUCCCAUUAACUCUGGGCGUCAAGCAAGUGGUCAUGGUCGGCGAUCAUCAACAACUUGGCCCGACGAUCAUGAACAAAAAGGCGGCGCGGGCUGGGUUGACUCAGUCGAUGUUUGAACGCCUAGUCCUCUUGGGUAAUCGGCCGAUCAGGCUGCAAGUCCAAUAUCGAAUGCAUCCCUGUCUUUCAGAGUUCCCGUCGAACAUGUUCUAUGAAGGCUCUUUACAGAAUGGAGUGACUGCGCCCGAGCGGAUCAAGAAAAACGUGGACUUCCCGUGGCCCCAGCCGACGACGCCGAUGUGUUUCCACUGCAACUUGGGCCAGGAAGAGAUCUCGUCCUCUGGGACCUCGUUCCUCAACCGAACCGAGGCCUCCAACGUCGAGAAAGUCGUCACCCGGUUCUUCAAGGCGGGUGUCCUUCCGAGCCAGAUCGGCAUCGUCACCCCAUACGAAGGUCAACGCUCCUACAUCGUCACUUAUAUGCAGUCCAAUGGUACGUUGAAGAAGGAGCUCUACAAAGACAUCGAAGUCGCUAGUGUCGACGCCUUCCAAGGGCGUGAGAAAGAUUACAUCAUCCUCAGUUGCGUGCGAAGUAACGAUCAUCAAGGGAUCGGUUUCCUCAAUGACCCCAGGCGGCUUAACGUUGCACUCACAAGGGCUAAGUAUGGAGUUGUUGUCCUGGGAAAUCCCAAAGUGUUGAGCAAGCAUGCCCUAUGGCACUUCCUUCUCACCGCUUACAAGGAGAAGUCUUGCUUGGUCGAAGGGCCAUUAAACAACCUCCAACCGAGCUUGGUCCAGCUUUCUAAACCUCGGAAGCCCCUCGAUCGGGCCGAUCCCGUCAAUCGUUUCGAGCCUAACCCGCGUGAACUUCCACCUCUAAGUUAUAGUAGGAAUGGUCCUGGUGGUACACCGACUCGAUUCGACCAAUCGUUUUAUAAGACCGUCGACUCGUUUUCGAUUCCUUCGGAUGCCCAAUCUGUCCGAUCACAAGCGACGUAUGCCUCGGGGCUCCCCCCGUUCAGUCUGCCGAUUUCGCGGAGCAUGGGCUAUCCGAAUGGGAGCAAACGAGGCGGAGGGGGUAUGGGGAGUGUUGUGGGGGUCGGGGGGAGCAGCUAUGCCUCGUCGAUGAUCUCGCAAGACCUGCAGUCGCAAGACUCGCGGAGCAUGCGGGGCGGAGACGAUGCGAGCUCUGUGGCUGACAGCAUGGCGGACAGCGUUGCGGCCUAUUCGCAGGCCGACAGAUUGUUGACCGGGCGCAGUCGAAACGACCGCACCGGCAUGGACUAUCGUGGCCCGGGCGCAUCUGGCGGCCUCGGCCCGGGCGGGAUCGGCGGGAGCAAGAACUUCCGGAUGGACGACGACGAUGCGCGCAGCUUGAUCUCGAUCCAAAGCAGCUCGAUCACCGACUUUUGA